AUGUAAAUACAGUUUGGAAUAUCACAGCUGCAUUGUUACGUUGUUUCAGAGAAGAUCAAAGAGAGGAUCAUAUAGGCGACAGCCAUCAGGUGGUGAUGGAGGAGGAGCGUAUGCUGGAGAAUGGAAAAGAAGCUCUGCUCCAGCUGUCCAUGAACGACAUCACAAAGCUUCACCACCAAGUGUGUGAGCUCAGGAAGACAGUCAGUCUGCUGGAGACCAAGCUCAGCCAUGCCUUAAACACCAGCACAGAGGAGAAGAACGCCCCCUUGUUGUGCUCGGUGUGUAAAGCGGACCUAAACCCCGACCCGCAGGAAGCGGGUGCUGAAGCCGAAGCCGGAGUUGCUUCUGUAUCCACACAGACGAGCACCAGCGUGAAGGAGAAGCAGAAGCCACAGCAGGAGAGUGAAGAGGACAAACCCAGCCCCUGCUCACUGUACACCGAACCAAACCCCUCAGAGAGCCGUCAGUGUAACGGUGCAGGGCGGGACGCUGUACACACUCCGCUCAUGAUGUGUUCGGUCAGACAGGUGGACUGCAAAACGGAAACGGAGCUGAACGGAACAAAUGUAAACAACACGCAGGAGUACAAACUGGACGAUGGACUCAUUAGACCUGAAGAUCUCGAGGAAUCCGAGGAACCUGAAUUAGAUCCUGACGAUGAUGACUUUUGUCCUUCAGGUGGUGAGUCUUUUGAUGAAGAAUACAAGUCGGUUAAACAGAAGAGGAAGAAGAGGGACCCUGGGUGUAAAAACACUGUCCCCUGCACAGUUUGUGGACAGGAGCUGAGGUCCGAAGUCUUCUUGACCAAACACAUGAAGAUGCACGAGAAUCACGCCAACGCAAAGCUGCUCAGACCUCACGUCUGUCCUGUGUGCUCUAAAGGAUACCCAACACGCCGGGGCCUGAAGGUCCACGAGAAGUCCCACAGUGGAGAGAAGCCCUUCUGCUGUGAGUUGUGUGGGAGUAGCUUCACCACCAAGGGAAACCUGAAGUGCCAUCAGAGCAUCCACACGGGGCAGCGGCAGUACCAGUGCUCCUACUGCGAGAAGUGCUUCUAUCACAAAACACACCUGAGGAAGCACGAACGGGUGCACACCAAGGAGAAGCCGUACCUGUGCUCGUACUGCAACAAGGGCUUCUCCACGGUCACCGCCAUGAAGCAGCACCAGCGUGUUCACACGGGCGAAAAGCCGUACCCGUGCUCCUACUGCGAGAUGAUGUUCGGGCAGAAGGUGAACCGGGACCGACACGAGCGGAUACACACGGGCGAGAAGCCGUACCUCUGCGACCACUGCGGUAAGGGCUUCUCGGACCCGAAGCACUUCUCCACGCACAAGCAGAUUCACAGCGGAGAGAGCCGCGAGAGGCCGUUCCAGUGCUCCUUCUGCGGGAAGAGCUUCUACCAUCGCAUCAACCUGAAGCAGCACGAGCGCGUUCACACUCAGGAGAGACCCUACAGCUGCUCGCACUGCGACAAGACCUUCGCCCGGCCCGACGUCCUCAAGACGCACCUGCGCAUUCACACCAAAGAGAAACCGUACCAAUGCAGCAUCUGCGAUCAGAGCUUCGCCUAUCUGGGCAGCUUCAGGGCGCAUCAGAGGAAUCACUGCAAGGAGGAACCGAGGCCCAGCAGCCUGCCGGAGAUCUCCACGCCGGCCGGACCCGACGGUGGAUUCUAACAGUGAGCGUAAGCUCCCACAGACCAGGCCGGUGGCUCGGCUGAGACUUGAACUCGGGUCUCGGAGACAGAAGACUGCAGUAGAUGUGAAUUAGUGUGAACAUCCCACAGUACUGGGACAGUACACAGUCUGAGCAAUUGAGGGUUAAGGGCCUCACUCAAGGGCCCAACAGUGGCGACCUGGCAGUGGUAGGACCUGUACCAGCGACCUUUCGAUUACCAGUCCAGUACCUUAACCAUUAGGCUACACCUGCCCUAAAAUAUGGAAUUCAACCAGGGAUGUCCAGAUGUUUCUAAACAUAGUAAAUACUAUAGUAUAUAAUUCACAUCCUUAAUAUUACAGUUCAACUUUAAUACUGUGAAUAAAGGCAGCGGUUUGAUUAAACACUUUUAUUUUCAUGUUCGUGACUCUGAACAUCAGAAUCCUGAGUUACAUAUCAGUAAUAUAAUAGAGCUCGUUAGAUUUAUCGUCGCACCGUUUCUAAAAUCAUCGUGUUCUGUGGUUGUGUUCAUUCCGAGUGAUUAAUAUUAUUAUAGAUCUUUAUUAGUUCUGAUGUGUGCUUGAUGUGAUAUUUCAUGGAAAUGGAAUAAUAUUUA
Molecule: messenger RNA, 2275 nt
Organism: Trichomycterus rosablanca
Lineage: Eukaryota; Metazoa; Chordata; Actinopteri; Siluriformes; Trichomycteridae
Product: zinc finger protein 501-like
Exons: 5
Coding region: 96-1679 (527 amino acids)
Biological process (GO): regulation of transcription by RNA polymerase II
Cellular component (GO): nucleoplasm
Molecular function (GO): DNA-binding transcription repressor activity, RNA polymerase II-specific; RNA polymerase II cis-regulatory region sequence-specific DNA binding
Source: RefSeq, a predicted model, not a curated record